Molecule: messenger RNA, 535 nt
Organism: Rhinolophus ferrumequinum (greater horseshoe bat)
Lineage: Eukaryota; Metazoa; Chordata; Mammalia; Chiroptera; Rhinolophidae
Gene: RPL35
Product: ribosomal protein L35
Exons: 4
Coding region: 125-496 (123 amino acids)
Biological process (GO): maturation of LSU-rRNA from tricistronic rRNA transcript (SSU-rRNA, 5.8S rRNA, LSU-rRNA); translation
Cellular component (GO): ribosome; cytosolic large ribosomal subunit
Molecular function (GO): mRNA binding; structural constituent of ribosome
Source: RefSeq, a predicted model, not a curated record
CCGGGGCUCCCUCUCUGCGACGCCAUUGGCCGCGCCCGCCCUCACCCGGUAGUAGUUGCAGAGGUCAGCCCCCCCCUUCCUCUUUCUCUGCGAGCGAGCGGCGGCUCUGGUGGUUUGUGCAGCGAUGGCCAAGAUUAAGGCUCGAGACCUUCGCGGAAAGAAGAAGGAGGAGCUGCUGAAACAGCUGGACGACCUGAAGGUGGAACUGUCGCAGCUACGCGUCGCCAAAGUGACUGGUGGCGCAGCUUCCAAGCUCUCCAAGAUCCGAGUUGUUCGUAAAUCCAUCGCCCGUGUUCUCACCGUCAUUAACCAGACUCAGAAAGAGAACCUCAGGAAAUUCUACAAGGGCAAGAAGUACAAGCCCUUGGAUCUUCGGCCCAAGAAAACACGUGCCAUGCGCCGCCGGCUCAACAAGCACGAAGAGAACCUGAAGACCAAGAAGCUGCAGCGGAAGGAGCGGCUGUACCCACUGCGGAAGUAUGCGGUCAAGGCCUGAGCGUCACAGCAUCAAUAAAGCACAAACUGGCUGACACUG